AUGUGUAUGUGGGGAGGGAAUAAACGAGAAAAGAAGAAAACAACUAAACAAGGUCACAUGUUUAUGGCAUCGGACGAGGACAAUCAACUCUCGAGCUGCUUUACCAACAGCGAAAUAGAAGAACAGCAUUUCUACACAUCCACCAAACAAACGUACAUUGCUGAUACACUCAUCGAUGAAAGAUUACAAUCAUCAAAAUGA
This is a messenger RNA of Clunio marinus, 201 nucleotides long. Lineage: Eukaryota; Metazoa; Arthropoda; Insecta; Diptera; Chironomidae. The record is from the annotation of a GenBank genome assembly.